AUGGCGACAAUGAAUAAAGCUGCUAGGGCCGCCUCGGCAAAAGAAACUAUCAACAAACAGAUUCCUUCGAUCUUGGCUUCGAAUUCUCGAGCAAAAUCCGGUGUACAAAGAACGCGUCGACUUCUCGGCAGUGUCGACUUGCCGAAGUUGCCAGCUGGAGCUGGAAAAGCAGACCAUACUCUUACUAUCACGAUUCGGCCACUUGACACCUUGGAGGCUGCCCGAGCUAUCCACGAUGAGGACUCUAAAGCAAAAAUAGCUGUCCUAAACAUGGCCUCUCCAUUACAGCCCGGAGGAGGCGUGUUGCGAGGAGCCAGGGCACAGGAAGAAAGUCUCUGCAUGCGGUCGACACUCUACCCGAGCUUGCGAUCGGAAUGGUAUCGGCACAAGCCAGACACAGUCAUCUAUACACCAGACGUCCUUGUUUUCAAGUCCCCAUCACCAGAACUAAGUCUUCUCGACCCCAAAGAUCAAAUAUACGUCGAUGUCAUAUCCUGUGCAGCACCUAGACAGCCAGAAAUUAAACAGCUCGAUGAUGGAACACUAACGUACGAGGAUCCGAAGGAUGAGGAGGCCAUGGCUUUAAAAAUCAAAUACAUCAUGCGCACAGCUGCGAAGAUGUCGGCCACUCAUGUUGUGCUUGGGGCGAUCGGUUGCGGCGCGUAUCGCAAUCCUAUCAAGGAAGUGGCUGGCAUGAUGCGUCGGUGUCUUCUCGGACGAGGACGUGGAAAACCGCUUGAUGAAGACUGGGCGGCCGCUGGUAUCAAAAGUGUUGUUUUUGCAAUCCUCGACAACAGUCCGAAACAAGAGGUUUGGGAUGGUUUUGUGGCAGAGUUCUCUGGUUAUGAAAAUGUGAUCAUUGAAACGACGAGUUAA
Exophiala aquamarina CBS 119918 is the source of this 876-nucleotide messenger RNA. RefSeq lists its product as uncharacterized. The record is from RefSeq and is a predicted model, not a curated record. The coding region runs from base 1 to 876 and encodes 291 amino acids. The transcript has a single exon. NCBI's taxonomy places the organism in Eukaryota, Fungi, Ascomycota, Eurotiomycetes, Chaetothyriales, Herpotrichiellaceae.